AUGAUCAAUCAGACACUGAUGGACAACUUCCAACUGAUUCUCCAAGAAAAAACUCCUGCAAAAUCAUGGACCUUAAAUGACUUUGAAAUUGGACCCUGUUUGGGUAAAGGGAAGUUCGGCCAAGUCUACUUAGCAAGAGAGAAGAAGAGUAAAUUUAUAAUAGCACUGAAAGCUCAGUACAAGUCUGAAAUCAUAUCCAACAGUACACAAUAUCAACUUGAAAGAGAAAUCGGCAUUCAUUCACAAUUACGACAUCCUCAUAUUCUACGUCUAUUUGGCUUUUUUCAUGACGACAGUAGAGUGUAUACUAUACUUGAAUACGCUGCAAGAGGUGACUUAUUUAGUUCGAUAUACCGAAAGAGCCGAUUCGAGGAACAUUUAGCUGCAAAAUACAUUUGUCAACUAACACAGGCCCUAAUCUACCUUCACAAUAGAAGUAUUAUUCACCGUGAUAUUAAACCAGAGAAUUUACUGCUAGAUGAAAAAGAUAAUAUAAAACUUGCUGAUUUUGGAUGGUCUGUGAGAACGAGAGUUGUUGAUAACAGAAGGCAUACACUAUGUGGUACACUAGAUUAUCUUCCUCCAGAAAUGGUCGAAGGAAGAGACCACGAUGAAAGCGUUGAUCUUUGGUCCUUGGGUGUUCUUUUAUAUGAAAUGCUCGUGGGGCGACCGCCAUUUGAAAUUCCGUCCAAAGAAAGUCGAGAGAGUGUUUAUGAAAAAACAUAUAUGCGAAUCCGUAGGGUGGAUUUAAACAUGCCAGAAUUUAUCAGUAAAGAAGCAUCAGAUCUCAUACGAAAACUGGUCCAAUACAAACCAACCCAUCGGCUGCCAUUACGGCAGGUACUAUGCCAUCCUUUUAUCAAGCGACAUUUAAAGUGA
Messenger RNA from Rhizopus microsporus ATCC 52813, 879 nucleotides. Its product is annotated as kinase-like protein. The transcript has 5 exons. Gene Ontology annotation, molecular function: ATP binding; protein kinase activity. NCBI's taxonomy places the organism in Eukaryota, Fungi, Mucoromycota, Mucoromycetes, Mucorales, Rhizopodaceae. Bases 1 to 879 code for a protein of 292 amino acids. The record is from RefSeq and is a predicted model, not a curated record. Gene Ontology annotation, cellular component: spindle microtubule; spindle midzone; spindle pole centrosome. Gene Ontology annotation, biological process: regulation of cytokinesis; protein phosphorylation; mitotic spindle organization.